CUUCUUUAAUUGUUUGAUAGACAGACAGAGUGACAGACGAUUGAAUUUGUCCCUUCGCCCCUCGACGACGUGGUGGCCGUCUCCUAUUCUUCCUCUUAUUUCUCCUUUCCCCAUAUAAACAAACUUGUACCCAAUUCUCUCUUAUGGCUCUCCAUUCCAAGUGAUUCAACGCAAACCCAAACCCAAAUCUCAACUACCUCUAAUACCAUGGAACAAACACGCGACUCGACCAUUCCGGAGAAGCGCAAGCAGCUGACAGGGCGGCAGGAGAAGCCGUACAGGGGGAUUAGGAUGAGGAAGUGGGGGAAGUGGGUCGCCGAAAUCAGGGAGCCCAACAAGCGGUCUAGGAUUUGGCUUGGUUCUUACACAACCCCCCUCGCUGCCGCUAGAGCCUACGACACCGCCGUCUUCUACCUCAGAGGCCCAUCCGCCCGCCUUAACUUUCCCGACCUCAUCUUACAGGACAUGGACCACCAGCUUCUGGACGUUUCACCUUCUUCAAUUCGCAAAAGAGCUAUUGAGGUGGGUGCCAGAGUGGACGCCGCCGCCAACCGAACUUCUCUCCGGCAAUCGAAACCCAUUUCCGAGAAGCCCGAUUUGAACCAGUUUCCGGAGCCGGAAAGCUCGGAUGAAGAUUGUUGAGUGAGGAUCACUGUUUGAUAGCCUUGUCCACAUAUUUUUCAUGUUUUACCAGCUCUCCCCUGUUCUCCAAAAAGAGGAUGAGGAUGAUGAAAUACGGAAGAAAGAAAAUCAAAUCUUGGGUUGGGGUGGGGUGGGGUGGAAUUUAAAUUGAAACGAACCCAAAGUGGUUCCCCUUUCCCCUUCUUAGUUUGCUAUAUCUUUGAUUAUAGCUUCCAAUUUGUAACAUGGGAGAUGGUAAAGCAAGCUUGUUGAUGGAUCCUUGCUCUGAUUUAUCUUUUUUUUUCUUUUUUGCAUUAUUAAUUUCUUGCGAUUGGUCUGAAUUAGUUUUAUUUUUACAUCUUCCGGGAAAAUGGGUGUUUGAACGGAAGGGAUGAAAAAGGAAGAAGACGAAGAAAA
Cucurbita moschata (crookneck pumpkin) is the source of this 1038-nucleotide messenger RNA. RefSeq names its product ethylene-responsive transcription factor RAP2-1-like. The record is from RefSeq and is a predicted model, not a curated record. Gene Ontology annotation, biological process: regulation of DNA-templated transcription. Lineage: Eukaryota; Viridiplantae; Streptophyta; Magnoliopsida; Cucurbitales; Cucurbitaceae. Gene Ontology annotation, molecular function: DNA-binding transcription factor activity; DNA binding. The transcript has a single exon. Bases 208 to 642 code for a protein of 144 amino acids.